AUGGCGAAAAGAGUGCUGGCGAAGGAUCAGAUUGUCAAGCUGAUUGUCGGUGCGGGUCAAGCCAGCCCCAGUCCGCCCGUCGGUCCUGCGCUGGGAAGCAAAGGUGUCAAGAGCAUGGAUUUCUGCAAGGAAUUCAAUGCAUUGACAGCUCAUAUCAACACGGGGGUUCCGAUCCCGGCGCGGGUGACCAUCCGGCCGGACCGGUCGUUCACAUUCGAUCUGCGGACGCCGACAACGACCUGGCUGCUGAUGCAGGCCGCCAACCUGGAACCACGACAGAACCGGCAGCGCGGAGCGGGGAGACCGGGUCACGAGUCGGUCGGCCAGGUGUCGGUGAAACACGUGUACGAGAUUGCGCGGAUCAAGCACACCGAGACGCGGCUGUCCGGGCAGAGCCUACAGGGGCUGUGCAAGAGUAUCAUGGCGCAGGCCAAGUCUAUGGGGAUUGAUGUGGUCGCAUGA
Messenger RNA from Penicilliopsis zonata CBS 506.65, 462 nucleotides. RefSeq lists its product as hypothetical. Gene Ontology annotation, biological process: translation. NCBI's taxonomy places the organism in Eukaryota, Fungi, Ascomycota, Eurotiomycetes, Eurotiales, Aspergillaceae. Gene Ontology annotation, cellular component: ribosome; mitochondrial large ribosomal subunit. Bases 1 to 462 code for a protein of 153 amino acids. The record is from RefSeq and is a predicted model, not a curated record. The transcript has 2 exons. Gene Ontology annotation, molecular function: large ribosomal subunit rRNA binding; structural constituent of ribosome.